AUGGCUAGUUUGUAUUCCUAUCUCUAUGCAUUGGCUUUGCUUGGCAACUUAUUAGCUACUCCAGUGCUUUGUUUAGCCCAUCAAAAGAAGCAUGUAGCCCUGUUUGCGUUUGGGGACUCACUCUUUGAUCCUGGCAACAAUAACUACAUCAAUACCACUACUCUUCUACAGGCUAAUUUUUGGCCGUAUGGUGAGUCUUUUUUCAAGGACCCAACAGGCAGGUUUUCUGAUGGUCGUAUUGUGCCCGAUUUUAUUGCCGAGUUUGCUAAGCUGCCAUUAAUUCCGGGGUAUUUCCAGGCGGAGCAAGGUGGAUUUAUUAAUGGCGUGAACUUUGCAUCUGGUGGUGCUGGCAGCCUUGCUGAAACCUAUUCUGGUUUGGUAAUUGAUCUUAAAAAGCAGGUGCAGUAUUUCAAGAAUGUUGCAAAACAGUUGAAGGGGAAGUUGGGGAAUAAAGAUUCAAACAAACUGCUGACUAGUGCAGUUUACAUGAUUUGCAUUGGCAGCAAUGACUACAUCGGCCCCUUUAUUACAAAUUCCACCAUCCUUAAUGCAUAUACUCACAAGGAAUACGUUGACAUGGUGAUUGGCAAUAUGACUAAUGCUAUUAAGGAAAUAUACAUGGAAGGAGGAAGAAAAAUUGUCAUUUAUUCAGUGGCACCUUUAGGCUGCAUACCAUUUUCUAGGGCUCUCAAGCUUCAACAAACGAAUAGAACUGGCUGCGUUAAGGAACUCCAUGUGUUGACAGAGAUGCAUAAUAAGGCUUUACCAAGAAAGCUAAUCAAUCUGGAGAAGACAUUACAAGGGUUUAAGUGUUCAUACUUCGAUUUCUUCACGGUUGUAAAUAACGCAAUCGAUCAUCCAUCAAGAUAUGGUUUGAAAGAGGCAAAGACUGCAUGUUGCGGUAGCGGUCCUUAUAGAGGACUACCAAGCUGUGGAGGAGAAAGAAGGCAAUUUAAAGAGUACGAGUUAUGCAAAGAUGUCGGGGAUUAUUUGUUUUUUGAUUUUAUUCACCCCACAGAGAGGUUCAACCAACUCACUGCUACACUUCUUUGGAAUGGGGAUUCCAACCUUGUCUGGCCUUACAGUGUGAAAUCCUUUUUUGAACAUGUCUAGCCUAUUUGUAUGCAUAAAUGCAAAUAAUAUAUUCUCAAAAAAAAAAUGCAAAUAAUAUAAAGCUUUAAUUGGUAUUCAUAUGUAUGUGUUUGAAUGCUUUAUUUUCUUGUAAGAGAAAA
Molecule: messenger RNA, 1232 nt
Organism: Ipomoea triloba (trilobed morning glory)
Lineage: Eukaryota; Viridiplantae; Streptophyta; Magnoliopsida; Solanales; Convolvulaceae
Product: GDSL esterase/lipase 1-like
Exons: 5
Coding region: 1-1113 (370 amino acids)
Molecular function (GO): hydrolase activity, acting on ester bonds
Source: RefSeq, a predicted model, not a curated record